AUAUAUAUGUAUAAUGUUUUGAAUGUUCUGUAUGUAUUUGUGCUUGUUUGCAAACAAUUGAAGAAGCGUGAUUUACAAAUUUUAUGCAAGAAUGUUAUAUUGUAGUGUAGAAAAUUGCAAAAAUGGGACAUAUACGAAAAUGUGCCAAGGAUUUUCAUCGUUUAGGUUACCAAAAUCUAAUUCAACUCGAAGAAUAUGGCUCAAAUUCGCUGGGGUUAAAGAAACUACAAAGUUUCGAAUCUGUGCGGAACAUUUCGACAAAAAAUGUUUCAAAACAUUUCAACCCAGGCCCUUAUUGAAGCCAGAUGCAAUUCCAACUUUGCACAAGGGAAAGAAGUGCACUGCAGGGCGAAGUAGCAAGGUAAGCAGCGAGACAGAAAUUGUCAAUAUUGCUACUACUAUUGGCACUCAAACUGAGGGAAAUCAAAGUGACUGCACCAGUGAGCAGUUAAAUAUUUCGAAAACGCCAGCCUCAACGCUGAAUGGAGAAAAUAUGGUGUCACAAGUUGAACUUGCUUGUAGUAAAGUUCGAAAUAUAACAAUAACUGGUAAGACUUUUAAAACGUUUACUCUAUAUAAUUUAGGCGAGUGUACUCUAAAAAUACAAUUUGAACGAUAAAAUGCCAUUGGGAAGCUCGGUUUAUAAGACGCGCUUUAAGUUUAAUCAAAAAAAGAAAGUCGUGUCCUGAAGGUAAUUUAAUAGAUAAAGAUUUUAAAAAGAUGUCACGAUUUAUAGGAGAAAUUUAUUAAAUCAUACUGUGAUAAAAAACGUGCUGUAAUCGGUUAAAAUAACGAAAUUUUAUAAUAUUACUAUAUUUUAAAACAUGUUAAAACUACGAAAAGAUUUAUGUAAAAAAUGUUUUAAUUAUAAGCCUUGAUAACAAACAGCAGUUUGUAUGAGAUCUCGUUUAUAUAUUAAAUGAAAUUUAUAUAUUUAA
This is a messenger RNA of Leptopilina heterotoma, 938 nucleotides long. RefSeq lists its product as uncharacterized. The record is from RefSeq and is a predicted model, not a curated record. The transcript is spliced from 3 exons. Gene Ontology annotation, molecular function: sequence-specific DNA binding. Lineage: Eukaryota; Metazoa; Arthropoda; Insecta; Hymenoptera; Figitidae. The coding region runs from base 92 to 619 and encodes 175 amino acids.